GCCUCUUAAAGUUAUGUGCAACCACAUCUCUAUACGCGGCUGGAUAACGUCGGGUAAAUUUUCUAUGUCACAGAUUCGCUGUUCAUGAUAUCAACUCUUAAACAGAAGUGAACUGAUUAUCAGUGUAGGAAAGAACAGUGUUAUUACUGGUCGCUUCACGUUUCAUCAGCCUUAAAACAAAGAUUAGUGAAGUUUGUUAAUAUUCGUCGGGAAAGUGUAUACACAGGAAUGGAUCUGUUGCCGCUGUUCGACGACAAUCAGGCAUUUGACCAUGCAUACCACAGCAUGGACACUAUUAUGGUAUCAGAAGACUCAAUUCUAACUGCAGACGACAGCUUCAUCGGCCUUCUAGCAGACGAAAAUGACGACGAACUCUUUGGUCUUUCUCUGCUAGAAAACAAUCACGAUCUUAUCGACAUUAUGGCCCCGUUGAUCGAUCCGACGCCAUUUUCGCCGAUCCCGUGUGAUGAUUUCGACGUCAUGAACGCUUGCAACGACACGACUUCUGAACUUGCGUAUGAACGGUCAUCGCAAAGAGCGGAUGUGAUGUCACUCAGACAACUCUUGCAAACAAAAAGGAGCGAUUCAAACAAAACUACAUCGAGCGAUGCUAUUUCUAUUAAACCUUCUAAAAGAUGUCGACGCUUGAAAUCAAAUAAAACGCUGAAUUCUGACUUUGUGCUACCACGGCGAUCAUCUCAAAUGAAAGUGCAUCACAAACCGAUUCUCCUUGCUGAUGUUACCUCUGAAAUUAUUCCAGAGAAGCCUGCGUCGAAAGCGCUCAAGUUUCCCCCAUGUGCUGUUUGCGGGGGCAACGCCUCCGGGCUUCAUUACGGGGUUAACAGUUGCGAGGCUUGCAAGGGGUUUUUCCGACGUUUUAUAAUUAGAAACGAAGAGUACAAGUGUACCAGGGGAGGUAACUGUAAAGUGGUGAAUAAAAACCGCGAAAAUUGCUCUGGGUGUCGCCUUAAAAAGUGCCUUGAACUUGGAAUGUCAAAGGAGAAUUCAAAAUUGGGACGAUAUUCUCUAUCCCGACGCACGGAGACAAUAAAGAAAGUGAACGUUCUAGAGGGCAAGGAGCGAAAUGAGAGGGGAAAGAAAGAUGCCAUAAAAGAUGUAGCAGGCCCUUUUCAGUUCGACCACACGUAUAGCGGAAGUAAGAACAAUUGCAACACGCUGCAGGAUUUCAUACCUGACGACAUGUCACCGGAAGCGAUAAUCGAAGAGCUCGUCUCUGCUAUGGAGGAAAUAAAGCCAUACGGACCAUCAAUCGUGACUAAAAGUGACAUCGACACCGUCAUAAAAUACCACCAUGAAAAGUACAAGUCUAAGCUCCAACUGUACAGCGAAAUGAAGUCAAUACCGCGAGACGAAUGUUACAAAUACCUUAAAGACCAUGGUAUAGACGUCGACGACAGAAUCAAAAUAUUUAAAGAAUACGUCUUAAAAAUCAAGCGCAUUUCCGAGCGGUACUACAGCUUUGCGAAAACCAUUCCAGGUUUUAAGAAACUAGAAUCACGUGACCAGUCAAACCUGCUCAAUGCGUCAAGGAGUGAUUUCUUCAUAACGCUGAUGCACGAGGGAUAUGACGCUGAAUGCGAUAUAUUCUUAGCCAGAAAUGGCGUGGCGUAUCAUGUCGAAGAAAUAGCUGACAAAUUCUUUUCAAGCUCGCUUAUUCGCCAUAUCACAAAUGCGUAUCACAGAAUACAAAAACUCGAGCUGACUAAGGAAGAAAAGGCAUUACUUGUGUCGUUGACCAUUGUAUUCACGGAUAGAUGUAAGCUGGAAAAUCCGGAAUAUGUCGACAAGAUGCGGUACAUUGUGUCGGAGCUCAUUCGUUUUCAACUUGAUCGUACAGUCGGAAAGAACGCAGGUCGGAGAUUCGCGAAGUUUGUAGACUGCCUCGUUUAUCUCCGUGACGUUACGGAACUGUACUGGCGGGAAUACAAACAACUCUGCAAGGAUGACGUAAUCGUGGAGCACGUUCCCAUGGUGAAGGACUUUCUAGCAGACGACUGGUGAAAAUUGACAAUAGGUUUGGUGCUUUUGAUCAAAUGUAUUUUUGUAAUUAUUUCAUGAAAGCUCAAAUUUCGCAUUUUCAUUCUGAUGAAUGGGUGUCUUUGACGUGAAAUCCGAAGACUAUUCGAGUGAACUUGCACUGUUUCUGUGUUGCACAUUCUUUCAGUCAACAAAGUUAUAUGCAAUAGAAUUUGUGAAAUUUA
Molecule: messenger RNA, 2222 nt
Organism: Dreissena polymorpha
Lineage: Eukaryota; Metazoa; Mollusca; Bivalvia; Myida; Dreissenidae
Product: vitamin D3 receptor-like
Exons: 2
Coding region: 229-2022 (597 amino acids)
Biological process (GO): hormone-mediated signaling pathway; cell differentiation; negative regulation of transcription by RNA polymerase II
Molecular function (GO): RNA polymerase II cis-regulatory region sequence-specific DNA binding; nuclear receptor activity; zinc ion binding
Source: RefSeq, a predicted model, not a curated record